AGAAAUUCGAUUAAGGAAAAAAGCGGUAUUGCAAAAACAAGAAGCCAAUAGAUUCUCUCUCUUAACCAGAAUCAAACCUGUCCUUCUCUAUUCCUAUAAAAACCAAACUCCAUCUUCUCACAAAUCUCCUCCACACCAAACCUCUCUCUCUAUCUCUGUCCAAAUAAGAACAAAAAAAGACAAGAUUCAGAAAAAAAUGGAGGUUUCGAUGAGAAAGCCUUAUUUCAUAGAAGAAGAAGACGAUGGUUUUGUUUCUUUAUCUGAGAUGGAAGCUGGAGUUUCAAGUCCUUCUUGUUACAACUAUCCUCAGAGUUAUUAUUAUAACCAUCAUCAUCAUCAGUACUCUGUUUCAUCUCCCAGAUCUGGAAAAUUUCAUGAUUUUAGAUUCGACAAUAGCUAUUACGGUUAUGGACAGCCUCAUUUCUUGGACUCUUGCUUCCUCUGCAAGAAACGUCUUGGUGAUAACAGAGACAUCUUCAUGUACAGAGGAGACACACCGUUCUGUAGUGAAGAGUGUAGAGAAGAACAGAUAGAAAGAGACGAAGCAAAAGAGAAGAAACAGAGUCUGUCUACAUCUGUGAAAGCUAUGAGAAGAAAUGAAAAGCGAAGCUCUUCUUCUUCUCCAACUAGAUCUCGUAACUAUGCUUUCCGCACUGGAACUGUUGCUGCUGCCUAAUUUAAAGUUAUAAAGGAAAAAAAGGGAGAUAGAGAAUCCAUUAACGCUCAUAUUGCUGUAAAAGCUAGUUAAUGGAUUUAUGGGUUUUUUCUUCAUCUAAAGAUCUUUCUUUAGUUUGAAUUUGAAUACUAAACCAAAAAAAAAAUGGUUAGGGAAAAAGAAAAAAAAAAAAGCGAAGAAACCUCUCUUUUUUAAAGGGUUUGUCCUUUCUUUGUUUUAUUUUCAUGUUUAUUAGUUUUGUUUUUCUUGAAGAAAAAUAUAUAUAUGCAAUUUUGGGUACAAGAAAACUAUGGCCAAAACGUCUAUGUGAAUUUGGUAAAUCUUUUUUCUUUUUUUUAAUGUGAAUGAAAAUAUGUAUGUAUUAUGAACAUCAUCAGCCUGACUGUUCUCUUAUUUUGGAAUGAUGGGAUUGUAAUGAAAAUGUACAAAUUAAUAUUAUAAUGAUAAUAAAUAAUUC
Arabidopsis thaliana (thale cress) is the source of this 1133-nucleotide messenger RNA. RefSeq names its product senescence-associated family protein (DUF581). The record is from RefSeq and is marked reviewed. The transcript is spliced from 2 exons. Bases 197 to 676 code for a protein of 159 amino acids. NCBI's taxonomy places the organism in Eukaryota, Viridiplantae, Streptophyta, Magnoliopsida, Brassicales, Brassicaceae.